CUUUAGACUGUUUAAUUUUUGUAAAAUGAAAGUCCUUUGAGAGGAGACGACCAAAGCUUUCAUUAUCUGAAUAUUGGAGCUGGUUACUUCUACUGAUAUUUCUCCAUUAUUAUAUCAUCAAUACUGAAGAAAGUUAUUUUAUUAUCUACACGGAACAAAAUUAUCCUUUCAUAAAAACGAACAAUUCCACGAUUAAAAGUCGUCAAGAUGACUGCUCUUCUCACUACUUUUAUUUAUUUUGCUGCAAUUUUACAAAUCCCUUUUAUCAAUGGGAAAUUCUGUACAUACAAAUUAGGGAGGAAGUAUAAACACACUGAGGAUUGCACGAAGCUUGAACACUGUAAAAACAAAACCUUUGAUGCGACUAGUGGAGCAUGCCGAGGACCUGGGAACCAGUGCGAACCAGGAUGGAUGGGGCCAGAAUGCCAGUAUGUUAACUUGGCUUUUGAAACAUCAAAGGGUGACUUUGCAUUCGACGGACUUAUGAGUACAAGUCGUUUGAUAAGAAGCAGAGAGGAACUUACCUUUCCAGGGGUCUUCGUCGUGUCGGCUGUGAACAUCUUUUUUGAUUCAAACGAUUACCAAACAACGGUAAGAAUAUCAGUCAGCAAGGGCAUAACAGUUUAUGACGGACCAUUGCGGACGGAUUCCACGGUUUAUCUCAAACAUCCUGUGAAAACCAAGAGACUGUUGUUUUCAUUUGAUCUGAAAUUAACGGUGAAGGAAAUUGAGGUUUUUGGAGGUAAAAAUGUGGCUUUGUGGAAAGAAACCUCACAGUCAAGCACUUAUGAAAACAGUUCUCAUUAUGCAUCAGACAAGGCGGUGGAUGGCUGGGACGGCAACCACAACUUUUACAGGAAUACCUGUAUACAUACUCAACCUGAAAGAGAGAAGCCCUUCUGGGGCGUGAUGCUGGGUGGUUUAUACAGAAUAUUGUCGGUGUAUAUAUCAAAUAGAGGUGAUAGAAGUGAACGAAUAAACGGGUUUACUGUACAUGUGAAAACUGUCUCUGGAGAGGAACGUUUGAUUUACAGUGACAAACAACAAAGCAAUAGAAAUGAUAUCUGGAUUGACUCUUCCUACAUGCCUAAUGAAUUAGUAAAUGAGGUUAUAAUAAGGGGUGAUUAUAUCGACCAUGAAAAGAUAAUCAACCUCUGUGAAGUUUACGUUUUAGCUUGUAUUCCCUCAAAGAAUGGAACAGCAGAUUGUCAUCAUUUGUUUCCUGAGAAUUGCCACCCGCCCUUUGACAGAAUAGGUGACAACCGUGCCUGUACAGCUUGUCUCCCAGGAUGGACUGGAGAUUAUUGUGAUAUAAAAAAAGAACAAAGAUACUGCAAUUACCAUGAGGGAAGAACAAUAGACAAUAAAGGAAAUUGCACCCGACAAGAGCACUGCCUUGGGGAAUUUCGAAAUUCCGAUGGACAAUGUUCAUCUCCAAAGAACCAUUGCGAACCCGGAUGGAUGGGACGGGGCUGUCAGUAUGUGAAUUUGGCAUACAGAUCGUCCAACUCCACAGCAAGCCUUGAUGGAAGUUUAAGUACAUCUGAGCAGAUAUUAAAAACAGAAAUUGAAUUUAUUGGAAGUUUUAUAAUAUCGGCCUUGAUUAUUCAUGGUACACAAUCAAACAAUGUGACCAUAAAAACUCCAAAUAACGAAACAUGUUACACUGGUAACAUAAAAGAGGGCUCCUCUAUUGUGUUCUGCAAUUUUAUUGUGAGAACUAAAAGUUUAAUCAUUUCUUUCUUAGAAAAGCAAACUGUUUUGGAAAAAGAAGUUUUUGGAGGACGCAAUGUUGCACUGUGGAAGAGAACCAGCCAGUCAUCAAAUUACAAUAGUGAUUACACAUCUGACAAAGCAGUGGAUGGAUGGGACAGCGGAGGAGAUUUAUUUAAUAACUCGUGCACACAUACGUAUGAGAAACAUGAGUACUAUGGUCCUUCUUGGAAGGUUGAUCUUGGAAGCCCUUAUUCGAUUUUGUCAGUCCGCAUCGCAAAUAGAAACACAUUUGAACAGAGGAUAAAUGGAUUUCGAUUGUUUGGACUAAACUUUACAAACACGAGGCAGUUGAUAUAUUCAGAUCAAGGAAAUGCUACUUCAAGAAGAAGUAUAGUUUGGAUAGACUCGUCAUUUAUGACAUCAUCUUUGUACCACACGAUCAUCAUUGAUGGAGAAUAUCUGGUUAUAUACAACAGCACCUACAAGAUUCUCGCGCUCUGUGAAGUAGAAGUGUUUGGUAUUUAUAGGUUUAUUCCAUUCUAA
Molecule: messenger RNA, 2259 nt
Organism: Saccostrea cuccullata (small rock oyster)
Lineage: Eukaryota; Metazoa; Mollusca; Bivalvia; Ostreida; Ostreidae
Exons: 14
Coding region: 208-2259 (683 amino acids)
Source: RefSeq, a predicted model, not a curated record